CUCAUCCGGUCAUCCCGUAGCGAGCGAGACCAAGAGCGAGAGCUCCUCCGAUCUGACUUUGAUGGAGCCGAACGGCAUCGCCCGGCCGAUCAGAUGCAAAGCGGCGGUGUGCAAGGCGGCCGGGGAGCCGCUGGAGACGGUGGAGGUGGAGGUGGCGCCGCCGCGGGCGCACGAGGUCCGCAUCAGGGUCGUCUGCACCUCGCUCUGCCACACGGACAUCACCUUCUGGCGCAUGAAGAAGGAUGGGUUGAUCACGUUCCCGUGCAUCCUGGGGCAUGAAGCCGUCGGUGUGGUGGAGAGCGUCGGGGAGGACGUUGAGGAGGUGGCCGUGGGCGACACGGUGGUUCCCGUGUUCCUGGCGCAGUGCGGGGAGUGCGCCGACUGCCUCUCCGCCCGCAGCAACCUCUGCUCCGCGCUGCCCCACCGCACCGGCCUCAUGCCGCGGGACGGCACCACGCGCUUCUCGCUCGCCGCCACCGGCGAGCCCAUCCACCACUUCCUCUCCGUCUCCAGCUUCGCCGAGUACACCGUCGUCGACGUCGCGCACGUCGUCAGGGUCGGCGGCGCCCUCCCGCCGGAGAAGGCGUGCCUGCUCAGCUGCGGCGUCGCCACCGGGGUUGGUGCGGCUUGGAAGGUUGCGGCAGUGGAGCCCGGCUCGACAGUCGCCAUCUUUGGACUAGGAGCUGUUGGGCUAGCGGUUGCGCAAGGGUCCAAGAUGCGCGGGGCCACGAGGAUCAUCGGGGUAGACCUGAACCCGGACAAGUUCGAGAUCGGCAAGAAGCUGGGGAUCACCGACUUCGUCAACCCGAAUGGCAUCGGAGAGCAGACCGUGAGCGAGGUUAUCAAGGAGAUGACCAGCGGCGCAGGCGCCGACUACUGCUUCGAGUGCAUCGGCUCGGUGUCGGUCAUGGCGGAGGCCUUCAAAAGCUCUCGGAUGGGCUGGGGGAAGACGGUGGUGCUGGGCGUGGACGGCAGCGCUGCGCCCAUCAGCAUACCGUCGUUCGACAUCAUGAGGGGGCGGUCGGUCGUCGGUUCCUACCUCGGCGGGAUCAAGCCCAAGGACGACAUCCCCGUGCUGGCGCACAAGUGCCUGGACAAGGAGCUGGAGCUGGAUGAGUUCAUCACGCACCAGAUGGGAUUCGACGACAUCAACAGCGCGUUCGACCUUCUUGCGCGGGGAAAGUGCCUCCGCUGCAUCAUCUGGAUGGACGGCGCCAAGCAGGGCAACGGCGCGUGAGGUUGAGCCGGACAUGUCUUCCGCCGCAGUACUUCGUUCCGCAGUCGUCAUUGUUGAUCUGGACGUGUGUGAAAGUGAUCUGUGCGACGGUGCUCGCCCUUAGCUGAUUUAUGUUGUUGAUUUGCUUUGGAUGUGCCGUGUUGAUGGUGAAACGUGUUGUAACAGCUACGUGCGCAAAGCGAACUUCUUCUUUGAUCAUGGCGACAAUACGGGAAGCGUUGGCUGCUCCAGCAUACCCUUAAAAAUUAUUCGAUUACGCUCCUUUC
Setaria italica (foxtail millet) is the source of this 1503-nucleotide messenger RNA. Its product is annotated as alcohol dehydrogenase-like 2. Gene Ontology annotation, cellular component: cytosol. Gene Ontology annotation, molecular function: S-(hydroxymethyl)glutathione dehydrogenase [NAD(P)+] activity; zinc ion binding. Gene Ontology annotation, biological process: formaldehyde catabolic process. Lineage: Eukaryota; Viridiplantae; Streptophyta; Magnoliopsida; Poales; Poaceae. The transcript is spliced from 10 exons. The record is from RefSeq and is a predicted model, not a curated record. The coding region runs from base 62 to 1237 and encodes 391 amino acids.